CUCUGACACAGAGCAGACACACACAGUUUCCCUGUAGAAGCAUCUCCAUGGUGUCCACUCGCUCAGUAUCUCUGGGUUUUGGCUGGCAGAGGAGCUCAACACUCAUUCAUAGACAGACAACAGGCUGAUGCUUAAUCCGUUUCAUCAAUGUGUAUGGUCAUAUUUGCUCCGCUUUGUGCUGUUUUAGCAUUUGCAACAUGUGGGGGAUAUUCUGGCCAGAUAAUGGUUAAAGUGGAAUGUUUGGACAAAAUCCAAAACAACAUCAGCAUCAGUUUCAACUACCCAUUCAGACUUCAACAGGCACACUUCAAUGCUCCUCUGUGUGAAGGAACCAAGAAAGAGACUCUCUUUCUCGAAGGGGAUUAUGCUUCAUCUGUACAGUUCUUCGUCACUGUGUCAGUCCUGGCUUUCCUCUAUUCCCUUUUGGCCACAAUUGUUUAUUUCUUCUACCAGAACAAAUACAGAGAGAAGAACAGAGGUCCAGUAGUUGACUUCUUGGUGACUCUAGUGUUCUCUAGCCUGUGGCUGGUAAGCUCAAUUGCCUGGGCUAAAACUCUGUCUGGGGUGAAGGCAGCCACUGAUGUGCAUCAAAUCCUGCUGUUAAUGUCUGCAUGCAGAGCCCAGGAGAACUUAUGUGAGGUCUUGCAGGAGCCCAUCUGGACAAAUCUCAACAUGUCUGUGGCCUUUGGUUUUUUGAACUUCUUCCUUUGGUCUGGUAAUAUUUGGUUUGCCUACAAAGAGACAGGUUUGCAUAAGUCCACCCAGCGCCAUCUCUCCAGAACUCCCUCUGAGAAACGCGGCAGCUUCAGGCAGUACAGUCAAACCAGUUUUGAUCAAUCUGGAGCUGGUUUUGGCCAGAGGCUCUACAACCAGGCGAGUUUUGACUUAUCAAGCGGAGGCUUCAGUCUACCCCAAACUAAUCUAGGACUGCCGAUGCUGUACGGACAGGCGGGGAGUCCCACAUCCAGAGGCCCUCUCAUAUUUGUCAAUGAGAUGUGAGAGAGACUGUGACUGUGGAGAAGAGAAAGAAAAUAGAAAGAAAUAACAGCCAACUCUGAUGUUUUCUCAGUGAUAACACAGAUCAUUUGUCAUUGUGAAUUUGAUAUUUCUAUCAUGAGACGUAGAAAUUGUGAUAUUUUUGUAGAGAUCAGUCCGCAUACUGUUAUUUAUUCGUUUACUGUAUAAUUAAGUCUUGAUUCUAACUUUUACCUGCCCUUAUGAAAAUCUACCAUAGUUCUUGUAAUUGUUUAACUGUAGCAUUUGGUACAACAAGGCUA
Molecule: messenger RNA, 1277 nt
Organism: Rhinichthys klamathensis goyatoka
Lineage: Eukaryota; Metazoa; Chordata; Actinopteri; Cypriniformes; Leuciscidae
Gene: synprb
Product: synaptoporin b
Exons: 5
Coding region: 148-999 (283 amino acids)
Cellular component (GO): synaptic vesicle membrane; synaptic vesicle
Source: RefSeq, a predicted model, not a curated record